Chroicocephalus ridibundus (black-headed gull) is the source of this 10084-nucleotide messenger RNA. RefSeq names its product zinc finger DHHC-type palmitoyltransferase 21 (gene ZDHHC21). Lineage: Eukaryota; Metazoa; Chordata; Aves; Charadriiformes; Laridae. The coding region runs from base 1119 to 1916 and encodes 265 amino acids. Gene Ontology annotation, biological process: protein targeting to membrane; peptidyl-L-cysteine S-palmitoylation. Gene Ontology annotation, molecular function: protein-cysteine S-palmitoyltransferase activity. The transcript is spliced from 10 exons. Gene Ontology annotation, cellular component: Golgi apparatus; endoplasmic reticulum. The record is from RefSeq and is a predicted model, not a curated record.
CGGGCAUGGCCCGGGGCAGGGCGGUGCGCUAGGGGCCUCCGCAUCGCCCGUCUCGGACGUCAGCUGUGCCCGUGUUAAUACUGCGUUACCAGUCUUGGGUGUACCGCUUUCCUCUUAACUUUAACUUCAGGAAUGCUGCUUGCGGUGUAGAGAGUUGGGGGGUGGGGUGGAAUCCUUAGAAUUCUGAUUUCGUGAGUAUGUCCUUAUCUGCAAAAUAAAGAAAUGCUGUUGUGAUUUUCACGAAGCCCCGCGAGGCUGCCUUUCUCGCUGCGGGGUGAGCAGGGCGCUUGCUGCCGGGAGGUGGUCGCGGAAGGCGUGCGUGGGUUUUGCUGGCUGCGUGCUCCAGCAGCGCAGCACAAGGAAGUACAAUGUCCCCUGAGCUUUCUUCGCUUCACGCUUUCAUUUUCCACCUCCAGCAGUUAGUAAAGUGAAAUUGUAGCUCUUUGUGCCCUUCGCUCUGAGGAUCCAGUGAUGUGCUUAAGUUAACAUUAUCUGUCUGCAAAGUGGCUGUUUGGUCAGCGGGAGGUGAAGAUAGUUUUCAUGGAUUUGUGAUCAAUGAGGAUAUUGUGUGUAUACGUUAAUGUAAAGCCACCUCCCAGUCCAAGCCCAUAUGGCAUCUUUCAUGAAUGCAGUACAUGUUUACAGGUAUGCCUUGCGACAUCCUAUCUAUAGAAAAGAAUUGGGUGGGAAUGCCUUGCCUACCUUAACCAACCUGUCAACAGCCACCUAACAACUGUGUAGUGCCAAGGUCUCUACAGACAGCUGUCUUUUGUGCAAUGCUGGGUACAUGGGGUUUUGUCAUGGCAAAAAUAUGUUGCUGCUUGUAUUAACUGUUUAUUCAGAUACUAGUUUUGUUAAACGGAAGAGUUGCAAAAGGCAAAAUGGUGAUUCUGUUCUGACACUUGAUAACAUCACAAACGUUACAGAAGAUGAUGAUGAAAAGUCUCCCUUUCUUGAGAAUGGGUCCUUGUUUUGCAGAGUUCUAACUUAAUUGUGAAACUUGCCAUCAAAGCUGUUAUUUCCACUUCUGAGGAAAUGCUGUGAAGUCAUAGAAUCUCGGCUGCUUUGGAUAAUCCUUUCUUCCUGGGUUGUGACAGAUUGUUAACUGUUUGUGUUCAAUGGGACGACGAAUUCACUUUGUGGUUGACCCCCAGGGUUGGUGCUGCAUGGGCCUUAUUAUCUUUGUCUGGCUAUACAAUACAAUAUUUAUUCCAAAAGUCAUCCUUUUUCCUCACUAUGAAGAGGGACACAUUUCAGUUGUGGCAAUUUUGUGUUAUUACUUCUGCUCAUUGUUCUGUAUAGCUUCAUUACUAAGAGCCUCAGUAGCUGAUCCAGGAAAGCUACCUGAAAACCCAAAGAUACCAAUUACAGAACGAGAAUAUUGGGAAUUAUGUAACAAGUGCAAUAUGAUGAGACCAAAGCGUUCGCAUCAUUGCAGUCGUUGUGGACAUUGUGUGAGGAGAAUGGAUCACCACUGCCCAUGGAUUAAUAAUUGCGUUGGUGAAGACAAUCACUGGCUGUUUUUACAGCUGUGUUUCUACACUCAGAUCCUUAGUUCCUAUACGCUGAUACUUGAUUUCUGCCAUUACUACUACUUUUUCCCUCUGAAAAAAGAAAACUGGGAUGUUUUUAUAUUUAGACAUGAACUUGCUCUCCUAAGAAUAUCUGCCUUCAUGGGUCUCAUAAUAUUAGGUGGAAUAAGUGGACUCUUUUACACUCAGCUAAUGGGUAUUUUCACUGACACUACAAGUAUAGAAAAAAUGUCAAACUGUUGUGAAGACAUAUCAAGGCCCCGAAAGCCAUGGCAGCAGACCUUCUCAGAAGUUUUUGGCACCCACUGGAAGAUCCUGUGGUUUAUUCCUUUCAGGCAGAGGCAACCACUACGAGUUCCCUACCACUUUGCCAAUCACGUCUGAACAGAUGGAUGGUGGGCACAGAUGGGUCCUCCAUGCUGGAAGCGCGUUACAGGUUUUAUGAUAAUGGGGACUGUGACAGUCUUCGAGUCAAUUAAAAUCCUCCCACCAAUCGUAGGUAUCACAAUGUGCCCCAGGCUUUAUUUUAAUAGUGGUCUUGAUUCUGUUCUGAGAUUAAUACAAGUUGUAUGUUUAACUUUAGGCAUAUCUGCUUUCACAUUAGCUUUCCAAAGGGAUUUCUUUUGUCUUUGAGCUUAAUACCAAAACCAAAUGACUGGAAUGCACUCUUAUACUAUUUGUUUGAUACUGCCUAUUUUGAUUUUAUUUUUUGGUAGGAAACACUGAAGUUUACAUUGAUUGUUAGCUUUCCCACUAAGUGUCUUAUUCUGCCUUGAAUUUUUUUAAGUGUUUUUUAUCAGUAGGUCUGUCUAGAUAAUGUUCACGUCUUUUUUCAGCUACAUGCAUUUAAAAUUCACUGAUACUGCCAUUUAUUUAUCCCGCAGCAACUGCACUGUAAAAGGUAACAUUUAAAACUGAGGCAGACUUCUUCCUAAGCCUUCCUCAGAAAGGUUUUUAUGAAUAAACAUAAAUGUAUGUGUUUAUAUAGAGAAAUCUUACAUCUUACAGCUACCUUUCUGCAUAGAUGUGAUCUUAGUGGAAAGUAUUCAUGUCUUUAUGUCAACAAAAGCGAUGAAAUGUUCCAGGGUAAAAUAUGCAGGUAGAAAGCAUGUUUUCCCUAUAUUCCAAGGAUUUCUUUGCAAUAAUUCAACAAAGAAGUUUUAUGGUGCAAAUAUUAGAAUGAUUUAAUUUUAAAAAAAAGUAGAUUCAAUUAGUUAGUAUAAUGUACCAUAAAGAAGAGUAUAUUGUCAAUAAAGUUAUAAAUUUUUGUGCAUUCAUGAUUAGCUGGAAUUGGUCUGUUAGUAUGUUGGAAAUAUAUGUGAGAAUAUUUAAAAAUAUUUAUACUUAAAUACAGAUAUUUGCUACUAACAUAUAAAGAAUGUGAACUGUUUUAAUAGGGUACUACACUGAUGUACGAUAGCUUGUUUUGGGCCCUUUAUGUGUGGAAGUAGUUAACCAAAGAAAGCAUCCUUAAGAUUACAGCUGGUAAAAUGACGAUUCCCAAAGUACUGGCUCAGCUUUGCUGUAUCUGGAAAAACUAUGUAAUUUAUUAUAGCCCUCUGUAUCUAUGCAAAUAUGGGCAUGAGAUAAUUUUUGAAAGUUCUGUGAAUUUUUAUGAGAAAUUCACAACUUCAGCGUUUUCACUUAUGCUGUUUUCUGUGUUUGUUGUCCGGUCUAACAGGACUAGGAUCCACCUUAAAUGACAGCCAUGCAACAGGACAAUGAAAGGCACAAAAGCAGGAUGUAAUUUAUGUAGGUUGUGUUUGGAGACAGUAAUAGUUUGUUUGUGAACGGUUCGUUCAAAAAGAAGGGCUAGAGUUGUCAUGAGUGGUAUUCAUAGUGGAUUUUUAAAUCAGCUGUCUUAAAAUCUUAACAUGGUCACUGCCAAUGUUGGUGUCCCUGCAUUGAAUUAAAAGGUUUUGGUGAUUCAUUGAAACUUCCAAAAGAUACAUCUUAAAAAUCACUUAAAUUUUCAGCUUUUGUAAACCUCUAACAUUUGAACCGACUUUACUUUUCCAGUCCUUAUAAAAAUAGAUGCAAUAUUCUCAUCAUUUAAAUUUCAGGCCUAAUAUUCAACCAUUUUUUUUCACAGCACUUUUGGACAUGAGUUUAGACUGUCUUUAGGAUGGUAUUGGCAGCAAUAUUUAAACAAAAGGAAUAUUGAGGAAAGUGGAUGGAAAGGCUGAAGCAGUGCUUGAAAUUAAAAAAAAUGUGCAUAUACAUUAUAAAGUAAUGGCAGUAUUCUUUUUUUAAGGAAUUCUGCUACUAUAAUCCCUGUGAAACACUUAGGAGAAUAGCAGCAGUUUCGUUUUACGUGCCAAUAUUUAAGUCUUGUUUCAUGAGCAAAACAUACUAUCUGUUUUAAUCAAUUAUCAUAGUUAGCAGAUCGUACUUUUCUGAAGCUUAUUAAGAAAGAGGAUCAAGAAUUUAACUAUUCUUGAUACAUUCCCUGUGGGGGCAUAUGAUUAUUCUUUCUGUUUUCUGAUAUCAUUGUUUCAGUUAAUUUAACUGUGAAUGCAGAACCAAAUCUGUAAUACAGAAUCUGCUUGACGGCAGGAACCUCAGUUAUAAGCCAUGUAAUUAAUUUUUGUACAUGACAUCCGGUGAAAUCAUGGGGCCGUUAAUUUUUACUUGCUUUGUGGGGAUAAAAACCUCCAAGCAGCCCAAGAUGAUGUCAUCCCGCGGCGCUACGUUCCGCUAUUCUCCAGCGGAAGGCGGUGCCAGCCCCACAGAGAAGCCAGUUGGGAUCGAACGCUCAUCUCAACGCACCGCGGGCCGUGGGCGCAAACCUCCGCGCCUGGGACGGGGUGGGAUGGGGUGCGGGGACUGUGCCCCCCGUGGGGGCGCACGGCAGGCUGCAGCGCGUGCUCCCCCGCUCUCACAGCGCCCUCUGUCGGCCAACGGUGCGCAGCGGUAGCGCGCGCGCGCGUGGCCGCCUGCCUACGUCAGUGAUGACGCGGUGGGUGACGGGAGCAAGAAUUGGGUGGGUUUGGGCUGGCCGUGGGGUUGGGGUCUCGGAGAUGGGGAGCGUCUUGGGUGAGCGGAGCCAGACCCAGGGCUGCCGCAGGUGGAAGCGCGUUGCGACGGGUUUGUCUAGAAAAUCUUCAGAACCAUUCAACUCUCAAACAACCCAUUAUAAAUUACAAAUCUGUAAAUUCUAAGGCGCUUACUUAAAUGGCCAGAAGACAAACCUUGAGGCUGAAGUGUCAAGUAUAUGUUUAAGUAAAUGAUGCACACGAAGAUCCUUUCAAGGGAACAUGGUAAUUUCGCAGAUUCACAAUUUCUCAAAUGUAUUCUUACUGCUGAAUUUUUUUUGUAGAUAUAUUUUUUCUCAGUCUCCCAUUCAUCCUUAACAUUAGGAAUCAAUAUGUAAUCUGAUUAAGGCAGCUACUUUAUCUUUUGUCCCAUUUCCGAGAACGUGGAGGAGAGAAGGGAGAAUUUGUUUAGGAGGCACUGAGCUUUAUUCUUUGAACAACAGGCCUCCAAAAGUGUAAAACUAAUCAAAAUAUUUUUUAAACUUUUAGCCAAUGACCCUAUCAUGUUAUUAGUUUAUUAGUGUAAUGUUUCUGAAACUGAUUCUCAGAGUUGUUCCAGCAGGGAAAGAUCAGGUAGACUUUUACGAUCUAAUUUGAAAUCUUUUAAACCUUGUGAUCCUUGAAAUCCUUCAAACCUUUACUUUGAAAUCCCACUUCCUUCCCUCUAGCUCUCCUUCAUGAUUUUUGGUUUUAGAAGAAACUGCAUUCCCAAGACUAAUUUGUGCUUGUCAUUGUUACUCGUUUAAAAAAUUUCAUAGACAGUAUUAACGAAUUUCAUCUUAAUAUCACAUCAGAACUACAAAUGCUUUAUUAAGCAUGGUGGAUAUUGGCUAUGAAGUUAACAAUAUUUGAUUUCCUGAGGGAUACAAAGAGAAGUCAAAGCACUAAUGAAAAACAUCCUGAAAACAUUUGAAAAUAAUUGGUUUAUUUGCACUACGGGGUACCUCCUCUACCAGGCCAAAGAAUGCUACCUUGCUGUCUUCUUGUAAUAUCAGAGAUUUGAGAUUUCAUUUGAAGAAUCCUGAUGUCUAAAAUAAAAGAUUCUACAUUAAAUAAUGUUUACCAACUGAUCCUCUGAUCUUUUGGUUUGAAGGACAGGUUCCAUCGAACAGCUGAUAGAGUAGCUGAGAUCAUUUUCAGUCUUGAGGAGGAUUCACAAGUAAGAAACUGUCUAAGAACCAAGGGGUAGGAUGGAUUUUGAACGAGGCAGCUUCCUCCUUGUUUUGAAUCUAUAGUGGGCUAAUGUGAAGGGAAGAUUCAUAAAACCACCGAGAAAAUGGAGAUGGGGCCAGAAGAAUUGUUUUGAUUCGUUACCAAAGUUUACCAAAUGAAGUGAGAUUGCAAAGAGCAGGAGUUGCACAGUUAAAUACACAUGCCAUCAUUUUAUGAUGUUUUUCAAUGUUCAUUUUACAGUUGUCCAGUUUUAGUCAGUAAAUGAUACUUUUCAGAAAUUAUGAAUUCAUGCUUUGUUUUUUUGGCCAUUGUAUGCCAAUGUCAGGAAUGUAGGUGGCAAAGACAGCAUUUCUACAGUAUUGUGAAAGAGAAUCUUUCUGAAGUCAACUUUGCAUUCAGAUGAAACAUGAUAAUAAGAUGAGUUUUCUGGUAACCUGAAAUAGUUAAUGUGAAACACUUUUUUUGUAGUGCAUUAUUUACCAUAUUUGGCCAGCCUUCCUGCCAGCAAUACCUCACUUAUAGCAGAGUGUUCCUGUCACGUACUUGAGGAUGCUGUCACUUAGAUGUAUUAUUUAACUUGGCUAUCUCCACCCUUUGUCUUCACCACACACUCAAUUUUGCUGCAGCUCAUAAAAAAGAAGCCAAUGUAGCUUUGUUGGAACCACCAUAUCACUAAGACAAAUAAUGUUGACUGGCUCAUCUCAAUAUCCCAACUGGAAAUAUCAUUACGUUCCUUAAAAGUGUUUUCUUUCUAUGGUGGUGUCUUGAUCUUUGUGGACAAAAAUUGUUCCUUAUUCUACAUAUAUUCCCAUCAAUGGUACUGUAUUAGCACUUCUAAGCUAUUCCUAAAAUAAAAACUAAGAGUACUUUCUGAAGAGUAAGAGUUGAAUAAACAAUGUGGAUCUUACUUAGCACCACCUAGUAUUUCUCAUUAGUCUUGUACUUCUACCGUUGUGUUGUGUGUGCAAGCAUAAUAAAUUGAUUUUUUUAGCAUUGUGUAUAAGAAAUACACUUUUAUUCAUAGUCUUGUAACCGAUUGAAAGUUAUCUGUCACAAGACAAAGGGUACUGUUUUGGUUUUUGCACUUCAGGAAAUUACUAGCUUUUGUUUCAACGCAAAAUCUCAUGUCUGAUGUUAAAGUCUACAGACAAAGGCUUGACUCUAAUGAAGUGAUCUAACUGAGCAUUGUAGCUGUCUGGCAGCACUGACAAAAAUGAUCUUAGAUGGGUUUUUAUAUAAAUAGCAUAAGCCCGUUGUAUACAUUUCUCAGGGCCUGUCCCUUCUCAGUCAGACCAUUUCCCUCUGAAAGGAUUUUUCUUUUCUGCCCUCAAUAUAAAUUGGUGUUAGUCAUACUUGAUAGCCACUUUGUGCUCUCUACUAGCUCUUGACUAGGUUGAAUGAGUAGUGUGUGUGCUUUUUCAAGUUCUGGUAGGCCUCAACUUGUUAUCUCCCAACGGCAUCACGUUCGUGGUCAGGUAAGAGGUAGAGGCGCGUUUUAUCACACUUUGAGAUUAUCCCUUGAUUGCCCUUAGAUUUUGUGGUGUGCUAACUAGUGUGAAUCCUUGAAGGACCUUUGAAACAAGAGGUCCCAGAUCUCUAGAAGCUUACUUUGCACUUUGUUUUAAGCAGAUGACUUGCUCAAGUUUGGCUAACUUAGUUUUACUGCUGAGUAGUUGAUUCUUGGCAUUAAUGUCCUGAUGAAUUUUUGUGUUUGAAAAAGAGGGAGUUAGAUUUAAAAAUAACUUCAGUUGGUGACUCAGAGGUUGAAGCUGCAAAUAGCAUCUUCCAUAAAAUCAGGAUGAUAAUGACUUCUCAUUCAGCUCUGGAUCUUUUGUCCAAGGUAUUUUGCUUUUUGACACUCGGUAUUUCAGUAAUAUGUCUACAUGGUAGGAAGGGUCAAUACAGAAUGCAAAUGAGAAUGUUUUCAAGAAGCAUUUCCUUGACCUAGGAAGACAUAGUGCUUGUGAGCAAUUACCAUCGUGAUAUAUGUAAGAGAUCAAACCUUUCUUGGGGGUACUUGGGUCUCAUUUACCCAGACGAAAUCAUUUCUGUUGUCGUGAAUUCUAUACCAUAACAGUUACUGCCUUGAAUGAGUUCUGUUCAUUCCCCUGCUCACUUUCAACUUUGAUGGCUCUUUUCGUGUCGUCUCAGUGAGCACACAGCAGCGUAGAGUCCUACCUGCAGUCAUGUUCAUGUUGUCUUGGCCUGAAUAGACACUGUGGUAGAGUAGCCUGGGAAGGUGUGGAGAUACGGAAUAUUGGCUUAAUUUAAAAAAAAAAUAAAAUUGUAAUUUUUGAUAUGCAAGUUCUCUGGUUCCAUUUGAGUUUGGGUUGAGAGCAAGCAGUCAGUUGCUUAAAAGAUUUGAAAUCUGUUAUGGAUUCUGUACACAGAAAUAUGCAGAAGGAAGUCACACCUCUUUAUGGGUUUUGAACAAGUGCUGCCUUUUUUAGUUCUAAUAAAGCACAGCUGGAUCUUUUUGUAACCUUAAGCAUUAUUUUGUAUAUAAUUCAAGCUAUUUUUACUUUGUUGUUGCCCAAGUCAGUAUCUCCUGACCUAAGCCAGUACAUGCAAUGCUCUGGUGCUGCCACAGGCACAUUUAGCAGCUGGAGAUCCAUGUCUCUUGUGCCAAAAAAUAACUUCCUUAAAUUGGUCCAUUUGCAAGACUUGAAUUCUCGCAUACUUGGAAUUUUAAGAAUAAACCUAGUCUUCCAUAGGUCAGUCUUUCUUAACAGACGUAACUGUUUUAAAAUGUAUGUUCUGAGUUGUUCUUCAGAUAUUCCUGAUAAUUUAUUUUUACUCAUUACUUUAUAAACACAUUGUUAAUAAAACACCAAGUUCUGGUGGGAUGUCAUGGCAAAUCACAUUGUUAUUCACAUUCAGGAUAAUUCAGGAUUCACAUUCACAUAUUGUAUUCAGGAAAAAACAAGUAAUGAUAUUGAUAUGUCAGUUGAAAUAUAGAUGCAAUCUUUUGCUUUACAGUCAUUAGUAAAUGUUAUAUGUAAAAUACAAUGCUAGUAAUAUUUGUCUAUACAAAUUAUUAAAAAUCUUUGAUUCAGUGAAUGUGCGUAUUUGAAAAUACACGGGCAUUACAAAGGAUUAUUUCAGUGCUGUUUAAAGUUAUUUAAAAGAGAUGACAUGUGACAAACUCCUGCUUGGUAUGCUGUUUAUAUCAAAAUAUAAUUAGUAUAUAUAUAAUAUAGCACAAAUAAUUGUUACUACUACACAGUGUGUCAGGCACCUAAUUUUCAUGUUGACUGUUUUAUAUAUGUGGGUUUUAAGAUUAAUAAUUUUAAUACAUAAGAGCGCAGAAAAUAUACUGGGAGUUGUCUCCUGCAUUAGUAAAGUUAAAUUUAAUUACUUCUCUUACAAUAAUUAGUUGAAUCUAAUUCUAAAUUAGUCUAAAUACCGGGACUUCAAAACUGUUUGAGUGAUGUCGAGUGAUGCACUGUGUCGCUUUUGGGAAGAAUUGGUAACUGUAAAUACAGUGUCUGUACUUACGCAACACACUGAAUGAACGAAAACUUCUGAAAGUGUUUUUCAAAAGAUUUUUUGACUACUUUCUCAGUGGCUGAGCAUUUGAACUUCAAGAUUCAUUGAAGUACUGAAGCACCUGCGUUACGCCUGCGACUUCAGUUCUGCUGAAAUUGCUCAAUGGCAUCUUGUGGCUUGCCAAACUAAGGUGGGGUGAUUAAAGUCGGUUGUUGCAACAACGUUGUUGCCAUCUAAGAGUCGGCUGUAUAACUGUUAGAAUAAUUCAGAUGUACCGUAGAACCUGUGCUUUUCGAGUUAGAAAAUAUGAAACAAAUUAUAAUCUAUGUGUGUUUCUGGGUCAAUGAGUAUUUCUGUGCACAUUCCCAAGACUGAUAUACUGUAGAUCACAGUGUAGUUUAUAGAUAGAAAAUUAUCACUCUGUCUCCUUAACAGCUUCAAUCUGAGUGCCAGGUAGCAAAAUAGCACUGAUCUUUGUGAACUGGCAUUCUGAAUUUUGUAGUUCACACAUGGGCAUGUGAUUGACUUUUACUAAAUUGGUCUUUGUUUCAUCCUGACGGUUUUCAGACAAUACUGAAAAAUGUUUAUACUGGACUUGUUGAAAGUUAUGAGGUCUAGCACUGGUUGUGCCUGAAAGGAUAAUGUAUGAGGGGAAUGGCUGAAUAAUAUCAAAAUAGGGAAACUUACUCUGGUAUUCCUUUAAUCAGAUCUAAAAGUGCAAGAGUAUGUCCAGCUGAGAAACAAUGAAUUGUCUCUUAUUUAUCUUUCUUUUUUUUAUUCAUGUAAUAUUUCUGUUUUUUCUUUUUGGAUUGAUUUAAAUUACAGAUUAUUUUUUCAUUCCUAUUGAGAUUUCUU